AUGACUUUUGAAAAAAACCUUCAACAAGAACAUCAACUUCAUUUUGAUACACUUCAGUUACAUGCUGGGCAGACUCCUGAUUCAGCUACCAAUGCUCGUGCUGUACCUAUCUAUGCAUCUACUUCUUUUGUAUUCAAUAAUACUGACCAUGGAGCCGACCUUUUUGCUCUUCGGGGGGAAGGCAAUAUUUAUACUAGAAUUGGAAACCCUACCAAUGCAGUGUUUGAGAAACGUAUAGCAGCUUUAGAAGGCGGUGCAGCAGCUACAGUUCUGUCUUCAGGUCAGGCUGCUCAAUUUCUCACUAUUACAACUAUCUGUAGAGCAGGCGAUAACAUUGUUUCCAGCACCAAUAUUUACGGUGGAACGUACAACCAAUUCAAGGUCUAUUUACCUAGAUUGGGCAUCGAGACGAAAUUUGUGGAUAGUCAUGAUCCUGAAGCCUUCCGCAAAGCGAUUGAUGAAAACACAAAAUUGAUUUAUGUGGAGAGCAUUGGGAAUCCUCAAUUUAGUGUUCCUGAUUUUCAUGCCUUGGCAAAAAUUGCAAAAGAGGCAGGUAUACCUUUUGUGGUGGACAAUACUUUUGGAGCCGGAGGUUACAUUGUUCGACCUAUCGACCAUGGCGCAGAUAUCGUUGUUCAUUCUGCUACAAAAUGGAUCGGUGGACAUGGCACCACCAUUGCUGGUGUUGUGAUUGACGCUGGCAAAUUCAACUGGAAUAAUGGCAAGUUCCCGGAAUUUACUGAGCCUUCACCAGGCUACCACGGAAUGAAAUUCUGGGAUACGUUUGGAAAGUUAUCCUUUAUUACGCGUUUGAUAACGGAAUCAUUGAGAGACGUUGGUGCCUGUCAGAAUCCAUUUGGUUCAUUCCUUUUACUUCAAGGCUUGGAGACGUUAUCUCUAAGAGUCCAACGUCAUGUGGAAAAUGCACUCGCUUUGGCGGAAUGGUUAGAGGCACAUGAUAGUGUGAAUUGGGUAUCUUAUCCUGGACUUAAAAGCCACGCACACCAUGAGAUGGCCAAAAAGUACCUUAGGAAUGGCUUUGGCGGUGUUUUAUGUUUCGGCGUAAAAGGAUCACUCAAGACGUUUAUCGAAUCAUUGCGAUUGGCUUCUCAUUUGGCUAACGUAGGUGACGCGAAAACGCUUGUGAUUGCUCCUGCAUUGACCACGCAUCAACAAUUGAGUGACGAGGAGCAGGUCUCAGCCGGCGUAUCGAAAGACAUGAUCCGCGUGUCUGUUGGUAUUGAGCAUAUUGAUGAUAUCAAAUGGGACUUUAACCAAGCGCUUGAAAAAGCAAACAAAGCAUAG
This is a messenger RNA of Mycotypha africana, 1305 nucleotides long. RefSeq names its product Cys/Met metabolism PLP-dependent enzyme-domain-containing protein. The record is from RefSeq and is a predicted model, not a curated record. The coding region runs from base 1 to 1305 and encodes 434 amino acids. The transcript is spliced from 8 exons. Gene Ontology annotation, biological process: transsulfuration. Gene Ontology annotation, molecular function: transferase activity, transferring alkyl or aryl (other than methyl) groups; pyridoxal phosphate binding. Lineage: Eukaryota; Fungi; Mucoromycota; Mucoromycetes; Mucorales; Mycotyphaceae.